Messenger RNA from Pseudo-nitzschia multistriata, 1745 nucleotides. The record is from the annotation of a GenBank genome assembly. Lineage: Eukaryota; Bacillariophyta; Bacillariophyceae; Bacillariales; Bacillariaceae.
AAUAAUGAUAACCGGUUUUUGGAAAAAGGAAGAAUGAUCCGCUGUCGAAACAGUCAGGGGACUUGAUCAACACCAACAACAACCCACUUGCACGUAAAAKAUCAUCGUCGCAGCAGGCCCUUUGGUUCCGAAACAAGUGCCAAACCAUUAAAAAAGCAAAAGAUCUCUUUCCGAUGAAGUUGUUUCAGUGGUAUCAUSGUUCUGAAAGCAGCCUCUUGGUCUCUGUUUCCCUCUGUUUUCUUGUUCUGUUGCUGAACUCGAGCUCGAACUCGCUGGGGAACGAUGCCUCUGUCGUCGAUGCCUUCAGUGCCGAGACACCCCGCCACCGCACUGGCCCCCGCGUUGCCAGAAAUGAGUUGACCAAUGAACAGCUUCCYAUGGUGGGUGCUACACGCAGAGAUUCAUUGGUGCAGCUGUCGUUUCUUGCAACCAUGUUGCUUUCGAACACAGAUCCCUGUUUUGCUAUGAGCGAGGGUGAUGACGCCGACAUCGGCGACGGGCUCCGGCUCGCCAAACCCAUGGGCGUCGACAAUUCUCGCCCGUCCGCCCCCCUGGAAUACCUCCUCCCGGCAGCUCGGGUCGGGACCUACAUCUAUCAGACGUUAGCCAUCGUGGAAGAAGUUACAAAGUUGCAGCAAGAGGCAGUACCAUUGGAAGGUGUUUCGACUGGUGCGACARCGACCACGGUAGACGAAAAAAAUAGCGACCAGCGAACCAAAGAUACCAUAGUUGCCAGGGCCCAGGACGAAGUAAACAAACUCGAUGCUUUGUUUCUCACCCCGCCACCCUUCAUAAAGAACGACGACCCCAGCGUCAGCAGGGGGGACCAAUACGGGAAAAACAGCCUGCCCAUUGUGGGUGAAAUUGGUGUCGCUGCACAGAAACAAAAAGAACGUAGAGAUCGUGCCAUCGAGGUGGGUUUUGYCCCGCAGUUUUUCGAGGUCGGCGAACUGGUGGGAGAACGUCGACAGUGGACCCAACUCCAGCGAGCCGAGCGAGCGAGGGAGGGUGCUAGCGAAGUUCGCAGGGCCUUCAACAUCUAUACUACCAAUUUAAAUUUUAGUCGCACCAACUACCAGUGGGUAGGAAGCACCCAGGACAAGAGCCAGCGGAUUCGAAACGACCGGCUGCCCACCACGACCGACGUCAUUCGCAGCGACCUCGAUGCCCGAGAUCUUUAUCGAAACCAAGUCCAGACGGCRCUGGAAGAUGCCCGGGCCGAAUGGAUGUACCAACGGAAAGAAAGUGGCGGCAACAAUCKUGUUGAUUUCCGACGAUUGGACACGACGGAACUGCUCGAGAUAUUGACSCAGGCGCAAGUGUCGGUGGACAAGUGGUUCGGAUUUGUCCCGGAUCGAGACGUGAAAUUGGCACUAGAGGCUGUCAUUCAAGAGCAAACCGAAGCAAGAUCGACAGCAAAGGUAAUAUGAUCAUUCGGAAGCUAGACCGGCCCACCAUGCUAGUCGCUUUAUUGGAAGUGCGCGAGGGAAAGCUAGAUACAAUGGUUCGUGCUCUCGAAUUGCUGCAACGUACGAAACGAUUUUUGAUGCAACACGAUACAUCAUCACAACACAAUAUGCAACAAGAUUGUUUGGAUAAUGCGGAUACAAUGGUGGUGAACACGACCAGRUCAUCUCCUGUGCACGGAUGAGUGCGUAUUGCGAUGAWCUUGACAGAAGAGUUCUUGAAGCAAWGCAUUGAAAUAUGUGUGUCGAAUCUCCUCGCCUAGAAACAURCGCUCUAGC